UUUAUAAGGAAAAAUGAAUGGAACGAGAGCAAUCGCACAAAGUUUACCAUGGAAUGAAAUGAGAGCAAUUGCCGCAAUCAUUCAUUCAGUACCUCCCUCUCAUUUACUCCCACGAGCAGUGCACCCGCUAUAUGUAUUCCGUGGGAUGGGAUCGCGAAUGAAAUCAGCAUCAUCCCCACGAAUCCAUGCCCGGGCAAUCAGCGAAGCACCGCAGCACAAGGAGUUUGACCCUUGACUUCGUCUUUCUUUCUUGUGACAUGCGCUUGAGUAUCCGCCCUUCUACGUUUCGUCCUCUUGUCUUUGGAUCCAAGCCUCAUCUUCUUCCCCGAGACUUCGGAGCAAUGAAAGCAAGGAAACUUUGUGGAAUUUCUCUCUCCCUUCUAAUAAUCAACAUGGCCGCGAUAAUGGAGCGUGCUGAUGAGAAUCUCCUUCCAGCUGUAUACAAAGAAGUCAGUGAAGCAUUUACAGCAGGGCCGUCUGACCUGGGAUACCUCACAUUUGCCAGAAACUUUGUGCAGGGAAUUGCAUCACCUCUGGCAGGUAUACUGGUCAUAAACUAUGAUCGCCCAACUGUACUUGCAAUUGGUAUAGUGUGCUGGGCUCUGUCAACAGGGGCAGUGGGUGCAAGCCGGUAUUUUAUGCAGGUUGUGCUGUGGAGAGCAGUGAAUGGCUUUGGACUGGCAAUCGUAAUACCAGCACUUCAGUCCUUCAUAGCUGAUAGCUAUGUGGAUGAGGCAAGAGGGACUGGAUUUGGGGUUCUGAAUCUUAUUGGGAUAGUUGGCGGCAUAGGAGGUGGAUCUAUUGCUACAGUGAUGGCUGGUUACAGCUUUUGGGGCCUUCAAGGAUGGCGUUGUGCGUUUAUCAUGAUGGCCACAUUGAGCUGCUUGAUAGGGUUUCUUGUCUUUACAUUUGUUGUUGACCCGAGAAAACUAGUUAGGAUUGACCAUGAUAGUACUAGAACUUCUGAAAGAGAUGAAUUAAUACAGAAGGGAAAUGCUAGUUCAAUGUCAAUUUGGGUGGAGUCUUGGACCGCCACAAAAGCAGUUAUGAAAGUGCCAACAUUUCGGUACAUCGUGCUACAGGGUCUGGUCGGCUCAAUUCCUUGGACUGCAAUUGUCUUCUUUACACUAUGGUUUGAAUUGAUUGAUUUUGGCUCACUUUUUCUAUCCGGUUGUCCAUCUUGAAGACCAUCUCCAGCUGUCUUUAGCCUGGUUGCCCUUAUUUCAGAUGAAGAGGAAGUCCAGUUUGCAAGGGACCAACUGGUUAGAUUUAAAAUGACCGGUUGUCUACUUGUGGGGGGUGUUUCUUAGAGUUCUAUAUCAGACGGAAAGAUAAAGAGAGAAUGGAUUUGAUCAUAACAGUGCAGCUACGCUCGUUGGGCUUUUUGCUGCUGGAUGUGCUUUGGGAUCCUUCCUUGGGGGAAUAAUAGCAGAUCGAAUAUCAAAAGCAUACCCUUAUUCGGGACGUAUCAUGUGUGCACAAUUCAGUGCUUCUAUGGGCAUCCCUUUCUCUUGGUUCCUUCUUCGAGUCAUUCCUCAAUCUGUAGCAAGCUACAAUACAUUUGCAGCAAUCUUAUUCCUAAUGGGGCUUACCAUAAGUUGGAAUGGCACUGCCACUAACGGUCCCAUGUUUGCCGAAGUUGUGCCUUCAAAACACCGCACCAUGAUUUAUGCUUUCGACCGUGCUUUUGAAAUAUCCUUCUCUUCUUUCGCCGCUCCCACCGUUGGUAUCCUUGCUGAGAAAAUUUAUGGGUAUGAUUCCAAAUCCGUCGAUCCGCUUCUAGGGUCUCCCCGAGAGGCCUAUGCGCUUUCAAGAGGCCUGUUUGCAAUGAUGGCAGUGCCAUUUGGUUUGUGUUGCUUGUUCUACACACCGUUGUAUUGGACUUUCAAACAAGAUCGUGAGAAUGCUAGAGUAGCCACUACAAAAGAAGCAGAGAUGUUAUGAUUUGUCAUACCAAGGAUCAUUGCUUGUCAUUCAGACAUGGAACGUGACGCCCCAGCCUGAGGCUCAGACACAAUGCUGGACUCGGUCUGUAGUUAGAUAUAACCGUCCUACAGUUCAACCUUUGUGGGCAUCCUGUUGUACACAUAGCUCAAAUACUUGUACAAUAGGUCUCCAACUUUCUCUGAUCUAACUUAUAUAAACUCUAUACAUGACAAUAAUUAGCUUCCAUUUCUGUGUACGAUUUUCCUUCAUUUCAUUCUUCUUAUGGCUUCAAG
Messenger RNA from Cuscuta europaea, 2219 nucleotides. Lineage: Eukaryota; Viridiplantae; Streptophyta; Magnoliopsida; Solanales; Convolvulaceae. The record is from the annotation of a GenBank genome assembly.